CUGACCGUGCUGACAUAUUGAAAUUGCACCGUACAUGUGGCUACAAAAACUUGACAUUGUAAAAACGUCUCAUUUGAACUGAGCAAAAUGUCACAUUUUGUAGUAACUUUAGUUGACGCAUGAAAAUUUGUGAUAUUUCUGUAACUCUGCGAAAAGAUAGUGAAAUUAUUGAUAAAUCACCUACUUCACACAAAAAAAAUCUUCCUAUCCACACUCUCCACUCCCCAAAGUACCUCAAUCCACAAAAUGCUCUGAGAUAGGGUUCCCAGUGGUUGAUAUCCAACGAUGAAUCUACAGUCACUGAUUAAGGACUUCAAUCCAAGCAAAUUCAUUGUCCACAGCAGUCUCUUUCUCUUUACAAUCCUCUUUUGUUUACGCAUCGAUGGAUUCAUUGAUUGGCCCUUUUGGGCCAUCUUCAGUCCUCUGUGGAUAUGGAAAGCUAUCGCCACUUUGGGGGCUACUGUAGGUGCCAUUGUUUGGUGCAGGUAUCCACAUUACCGCGUCGAAGGAGACUCUUAUGCUCACUUCAAGGCGAUGUUGAUCUCCCUGUCGCUCCAUCUAAUGCUCCUCAUGUUUGAACUCCUUUCCUGCGACCAGCUGAGCUCUGGGAAUCACCUAUGGGUCCUUGUCUUCAUUCCCCUUAUCUUCGGCAGCGUGGCCAGUGUUGGAGCCUGCGUCUGGGCUGUGAAACACGACAGAUCCUUCGAGUUGGAGCUAUUUUUGGCUGUUAACACGCUCCAAUUUGUUUUUCUGCCGUUGAAACUGGAUGAUUUUGUUGGAUGGCGUUGGGAGAUUGUCUUCAUUCCCUUCUGGAUUGUGCUCUGUCUAAGUCUCAUAGGUGUCCUGUAUAACAUAAUCUUUUGUGGUAUUCUCCUGAGAACACCAGAAGUAUCGGCCGAACAGAAGCGUUCCGCAGUCAAUUCGGCCAUAGGCAAUACACUCUGUGUCGUGUGUAUCCUGGCCUUCCAGGUGCUCAUUGCCGAUAAGCUCGAUGGUGAUCUAGAUUGGCCAUUGAUAGCAGUGGCUGGUCCCCUACUCCUGGCUCUCUUCAUCCUAAUCCUGCUGAGCUUCAGCGCCAAAGGUGGCAACAAAUGGUGGUUUGGAAUCCGGAAGAACUUCAGCCAGUUCAUCCUGAGUUCCCUACCAUGUCUUCAAGAAUACGGUAACAUAGCCUAUCAUAUAGAUAGUGGACAAAGUGUCCCACUGGACACAGCUAAUCACGUUCAAGUGGAUCAUCUGUAUGGCAAGAAGGCGCAUAAAAUACAGAAUAGCAAAAAUGACCAUCAUAAACCAGUAGUGCCCAUCAUAAACAUCGACAUCCCGGAUUAGAAGUUGCGGAAUAUAUAGGACAACUUUCUCCUAUAUAGUUGACAAAAAAAGGUCUCGAAGGAACUUUUAAGCCACAAACUAUCAAAAUUCUAUAGCACCGAAGGACAAAAUGUUCUCACAAAGUUAUAUAUUUGCUAGGUUAUGUAAAUAAAUGAUCGUUUUGCAGCGAAGGGACCGCCUCAGUCUCUUCCAUUGCUCAAUUCCAAUGUGAAUUGGGACGGCAGUUGAUUCUCUUAACAAAUAACUUUAGCACUAAUGAAAGUAUAACAAAUGUAUAUUAGUUGAUCGCCAAAAUAUUUUAUACUUGAUGAUAGAGUCAUAGCAUAUAGUUUUAGAACAAAUUAAAUCAAGAUAUUUUACUCAAAA
This is a messenger RNA of Phlebotomus papatasi, 1695 nucleotides long. Its product is annotated as transmembrane protein 185B. The transcript is spliced from 4 exons. The coding region runs from base 286 to 1329 and encodes 347 amino acids. The record is from RefSeq and is a predicted model, not a curated record. Lineage: Eukaryota; Metazoa; Arthropoda; Insecta; Diptera; Psychodidae.